This is a messenger RNA of Clunio marinus, 2941 nucleotides long. The record is from the annotation of a GenBank genome assembly. Lineage: Eukaryota; Metazoa; Arthropoda; Insecta; Diptera; Chironomidae.
UUUAGCUUUAACUAUAACGGAUCAGUCGUUGGCGAUCAAAAGUAAACAAAAAAAUCGCGCAAAAAUUUGUUCACGUCAAAGUUUAUUUCGAGUAUUUUAAAUCAUGACGUCUACUAAAUCAUAUGUGCCAUUAAAGGAAAAGUACGAUAGAAUUGUUGUCCUUAUUGAUAUGGAUUGCUUUUACUGCCAAGUCGAGGAAUAUUUAGAUCCCGAACGACUUGCGAAUAAACCGAUUGCUGUGGUUCAAUAUCUCGAGAAUGCUGGAAUAAUUGCUGUUAAUUAUGCAGCACGAGCUUUGGGUGUCACUCGCCAUAUGAGAGAGAAAGAAGCUAAAGCAGCUUGUCCAUCUUUAAUCUGUGUAAAAGUUCCAUCAAAAAAUGGAAAAGCAGAUCUGACAAAAUAUCGUGAUGCUGGAUAUAGAGUAGCCAAAGUACUGCAAUCAUUCACACCAUUACUUGAACGAGCAAGUGUUGACGAAGCUUAUCUGGAUAUCACAGAGAAUGUCACUAAAAAGAUUCAAGAAAUGCGUGAAAAUAAAUUUCAACUUCAACCUGUCAACUUUGUAAAUACUUUUGCUGUGGGAUAUCCAAACAUUGGAUCAUUUGUUCAAGACGUGACGAGUUCUGUUGAUAAGAACUACUCCGAAAUAGACGAAGAAGAUAGAAAAUCGUAUGCAAGCAGUAAACUUCGGUUGUUGAUAGGAGCAUCAAUUGUAAAUGAAAUAAGGAAUGCUGUAAAAGCAGAAACAAAGUACGAAUGUUCAGCUGGCAUUGCACAUAAUAAAAUUCUCGCCAAAUUAACUUGCGGUAUGAACAAACCGAACAAACAAACAGUUCUUCCAAUCGAGUCGAUAAGUGAACUGUUUCAAAACCUUUCAGUUAACAAAAUAAAGUCACUUGGAGGGAAACUUGGUGAAGAAGUUUGUGAAAAACUUAACGUAAAAACAAUGGCAGAAAUUAUAAAAUUCUCUGAGGACGAACUACAACGACUUUUUCAACCUCGUAUUGGAUCAUGGCUUUAUUUGAUGUCUCGUGGAAUUGAUCUUGAGAAGGUUACACCAAAGUUUAUGAGCAAAUCAAUUGCAGUGUCAAAGAAUUUUCGAGGUAAAAAUGAAAUUUCUUCAAUUCACACUUUGAAGUUUUGGUUGAAAGAAUUAGCAAAGGAGAUCGUAGAAAGGCUUGAGAAAGAUGCUGUCGAAUGUAACGGAACAGCUAGACACAUGAUUGUUGUCUUCACACAAGGAUCUGCUUCGUUUUCUGGUAAAGAUACAUCAAGUUCAAGAACAGUUGCAUUCAAUGGAAAUUCUUUAAAUUCUUAUAUAGCAGAACAAAUCGCAGAAGAAGUUUUUGAGACCAUUAAAAGAUGUUCUGUAAAGUUUCUUAAAGAAAAUGGAUCUGUUCUCAUGAAUAGCAACAUUAAACAUCUCGGAAUAACUGCUGGUAAAUUUGAAGACAAUAAUGCUGCUGUAAGUGGUGGCAAAAAUGUUCAGGAAAUGUUGAAGAAUCAUCAUAAACGAGACACAAAUAUUCCAACAAAUUCAGGGAAAAAUAAUAAACCAGAAGCAUCGCCGAAAAGUAUUGAAGCAAUAAAGAAAUUUGAACUUAAAUCACCUAGUGCAAUGACAAAAACACCGUCAAUAAAUAAAGUUAUUCAACCACGCUUAAAUGUUGAGCCAGUUUCUGAAGUAACCACAUCAGAACAGAACAAUCUUGAAGUGAAAUUAUCAUUUCUCGGUGAUCAUGCGAUUAAAGGAAUAAGAACUUUGAAACAUUGGACGAAUGAGUUGGUUAAGCAAAUUUGUGAUGCUUCAGCUAUAGAUUCGAAAAGUAACAAUCGAUCACCAACAAUAAUCACUUUGAAGUUGAUAGAUGAUGACAAAAAGGAAAUUUCAAGAAUUUUUUCACUUGAAAGUUUUUCUGAUAAAUUGAUAAAUGUUGAUAGUAUGAUUGAAGGUUCAAAUGACAGAAUAUUAAUAAAUAAUAACUUCAAAAGCAUAAUUCAUGUAAGUGUUGAAGCUUCUUUGUUCGAAACUGGAAAAUGUUUUAAUUAUACUGUGAAAUCUGAGAGUGAAACUGACAUUGACAACUUAAAUGCUGACCGUGAAUCUGACCAAGAACAAGAGAAUGAAAUUGUGGAAGAACACGAAAGUGAAGAUGAAAAGAAUUUUUCUGUGAAGACGAUUGAAGAAAUUGAUGACGAUUCUAAAAAUGACAAUGACGAUCAAGCUGAUGUGGGUGGUCUUGAGAAAGAAUUUUUGGAAGAACUUUCAAAUUGUGAAGAUGAAAAUUCAGAGAAACCCGUUCCGGAAUAUACAGAAACAUACGCUGAAUUCCAACCGCAACAAAUACCAUUUGAUGUAUUGAAUCCCAAAGAACCUUGCAUAGAAUGUGGAAAAAUGGUAGCGAGGCUUGAUAUGCUAACGCAUUUAGAUCAUCAUUUAGCAUUUCAAAUAUCAAUGCAACAACGUGAAGAAUUUCGGAAGUCACAAAAACCAACUACAUCGACACAAAGCACUUCUACACAAAAAGUCAUGAAGAAAGUUGGUCAAAGUAAAAGUAAUAAAACUACACUAAAUACAAUUACAAACUACGUUACCAAACCUGAUACUGAAGAUCCUGAAGAUGUCAACGAAUUACAAAAUAAAAUUCAAUGCGAACAAUGUUCAAAAUUUAUUACAAAUGAAAAAUAUGUCGAGCAUCUUGAUUAUCACUUUGCUCAUAAAUUACGUGAAGAUGAAAUGAAGAGAAACGUCGUACAAAAGCAUGAAAUUAAAAGAAUUAAAAGACCAGCUUCGACUUCAAAACAACCACCACUGAAAAAAAAUUUAAAAUCUUAUUUUUCUACAAAUUGAUAUUAUUUAAUUGAAUGAUAAAUGCUUUGUUGAAUUUUGUCCCAAUAUUUCCUAAUUUAAGAAUAAAAAGAUCUUUUAAAGAAGUAAAGA